Messenger RNA from Pochonia chlamydosporia 170, 465 nucleotides. Its product is annotated as RNA polymerase III, subunit C17. Bases 1 to 465 code for a protein of 154 amino acids. The record is from RefSeq and is a predicted model, not a curated record. The transcript has 2 exons. Gene Ontology annotation, cellular component: RNA polymerase III complex. Gene Ontology annotation, biological process: transcription initiation at RNA polymerase III promoter. Lineage: Eukaryota; Fungi; Ascomycota; Sordariomycetes; Hypocreales; Clavicipitaceae. Gene Ontology annotation, molecular function: nucleotide binding.
AUGAAGAUCCUUGAGGCCCAGUCGGCCGUUUUAUCGAAUUACGAGGUCUAUCAACACCUCGCAGAUCAGCGAGACCGCUAUAAGCAGAAGAAGCAUCGCGGACCCCCAAACUUGGAGACUGUCGUGAGAGAAAUGCUGCAAUAUUUACGGACUGCACCAAGUCCUUUGAGUCAAAAGCCACUCACCUACACCCCAGAUGGCAUUGCGCAAAUCAUUGAGAAACUGAGCCCGUAUGAGCUGUCGAAGGGUGAAGUCGUCAUGAUUCUUAACCUCCGGCCUGCAUCCAUUGCUGCCCUCAACACUAUCAUUGAGGACAUGCCUGAGCGGUACUCGGAUGAGCAACAAGAAGAAAUGGUCAAUAUUGUCGCCGAGAUUCUUGGUCAGUUUGAAGUGGCUGAGGCUGACGGUAACGGCGACGACGGCGAGGAUGGCGAUGUGAACAUGAAUGACGCCGCAGCUUCAUGA